This is a messenger RNA of Chrysoperla carnea, 1458 nucleotides long. It is a transcript of the gene Tango14, whose product is annotated as dehydrodolichyl diphosphate synthase complex subunit nus1. The record is from RefSeq and is a predicted model, not a curated record. Gene Ontology annotation, cellular component: dehydrodolichyl diphosphate synthase complex; endoplasmic reticulum membrane. Lineage: Eukaryota; Metazoa; Arthropoda; Insecta; Neuroptera; Chrysopidae. Gene Ontology annotation, molecular function: ditrans,polycis-polyprenyl diphosphate synthase [(2E,6E)-farnesyl diphosphate specific] activity. The transcript is spliced from 2 exons. Bases 241 to 1083 code for a protein of 280 amino acids.
UUGUCGCUGGCACACACAAUACCAAGGUAACCAAAACUGAACGUUCAAAUGUGAUCGACGGCUAAUGAUUUACAUACACAUCACAACAUGAGAGAAUUUUCUACAUAAAAUUAAAAAAAUUUGCGCUUAUAAGCUGUUAGCUCUGUAGCACCCACGGCAAAUCGGCACUCGACUAUAUUUAUUUUGGAGUGGUAUAUAUUAUGUUGUUGAAUAAGUAUUUGAAACAAUCCGGACGAUACAAUGUCCUCGCCAUCGGUAUACCGUUUACUAUUAAUUAUACUACAUUGUUUGUACAAUUUAGUUGAUUUCAUCUUACGAACAUGGAUCUAUUGGAGAUAUCGAGUGUAUCAGUAUUUUACAGCAAAUACAUUUAUACAAAAUAUAGAUAAUUAUAUACAUUUAAGGAUUCUACAUUUAGAUAAAUUACCUGCACACAUUGUUAUUAUUUUGGGAACGGAAAAACCGUCUUACAGUGAUUUAUCCAAUAUUGUUUUUUGGUGUAUUGCAUCGGGAAUACCGUAUAUCACGUUUUAUGAUCAUAAAGGAACAUUAAAAAAAACUGAAGAAAUUCUAAAAGACACAUUAAUCGAGCGAAAACUCGAUAUGAAACAAAUAAUAUGGAAUCAUGAAGAAUAUAAAAACGGUAUCACAUCAACAACCACCACAACAAAUGGUUAUAAAAAUGGUAAAUCAAAACAUGCACAGAAUGGAACCAGAAAAUUUCAUAUAAACAUCUUAUCACAUACAAAUGGUGGUAAACAUAGUUUAGUCAAUACUAUCAAAAAAUUAUCAACAUCAUAUUAUAAUAAUCGAGGAGGCGAGACGGGAAACCAUCCACCAUCGCCAUCAUCAGAUAUGAUCGAUAUAGAAUAUUUAAAUAAUUAUAUAAAUUCGGAUUUUAAAUUACCCGAACCCGAUUUAGGUAUUGUUUGUGGGAAUAUACUUUGUUUAUAUGGUAUAUUACCAUGGCAUAUUCGGACUACGGAAUUUAUUCAAUUAGAAACACAUGUAAAUAUUCAUAUUGAUACAUUUUUACAAAUAUUAUAUAAAUAUGCAAAAAGUGAGCAACGUUAUGGGAAGUGAAUUAUAUAUAUAUAUAUAUAUACAAUCUUUAUUAUUAUAUAAUUAUAUAUAAUAUAUUCCAAUUUUAGGUUAUUCGAUCCUCGUAUCGUUAAUAUUCACAAAAACAUAGAACAGCGUCGACUAGCGUCGUUAACAAAUUAUUUAAGACUUAUUACAUCCGGUAGUUCUUUUACAAUUGUAAAUCGAAUAGGUUAAAAAAUCGGAUUAAAAGCGUGAAUCCAACCCAUUUAAUGGUGAUUUCGUGUGUUUAAAAAUUGACUCAUUGCAAUACCUCCUCAAAAUAUUGCGUUUUUAUGUUUAAAAAAUGAAAUGUUUCGAAGGAAUCAUCUAAGGGGAAAGGGUUUCAAACUUUUGUCCAUCAUGUUAGGUUAUAAA